AUUUGACAGAUAGUACAAAGGCAAUUUUGAGAUUUGUUUGUGUGUAAUAAAUAUUGUAAAUUAUGGAGAAUAUACAAGUAAUUACCCAAGAUUUUGUGAACGUGCAUAUCACGAAAUCUGACGCUGAUACCGGAGCGCCAGUCGAGAGGCGUUUCAAAAAAGGAAUAACCGUCUCCGAGUUUAAGACAAAGCUAGAACUUGUUACUGGAGGCAAUGCUACCACAAUGAAACUGAAGUUGUUUGACAGUAAAAACAAUUAUGUUUGUGACAUUGACAACGACAAUGCCCUGAUCGGGUCCUACCCAAUUGACGAUGGAAUGAGAAUUCAUGUGGAGGACAAAUUUGCAUUGCUCAGUGAUGUUAGUUCAUCAGAUAGUGCAGAAAGAUUUCGUUUGUCAGAAGAGGAGUAUGAGAAGAAAGGAGACACAGUGCGCUCAUUCCUGCAGCGUAACAGGCUUGGCAAGUACAAUGAGGAGGAGAUGGCUAAAAUGAAAGAGCAGCAGGAGAAGGAACUGGAGGAGGAAGCAAGUCUGGCAGCUGCGGUGCUUGUAGGCGCGCGUUGCGAAGUGCGCGUGCCGUCGCAGGGCGUACGGCGGGCGACAGUGCGGUACAACGGGCCGCUAGAGGGCGCUAAAGGAUUGUGGAUCGGCGUGCAGUAUGACGAGCCGAGAGGCAAGAACGACGGAGAGGUGAACGGCAAGCGGUACUUCACUUGCCCUCCGAAAUACGGCGGCUUCGUCAAGCCAACAUACGUCACAGUCGGCGACUUUCCCGAAGAGGAAUUUGAUCUCGACGAUGAGAUAUGAUCGCGAUCACUGAAAACGCUCAUUCUUUUUAUAAAUUAACGUAAACCUCUGCAUUCGUCAAAUUUAUCUUCGCGAUGUACGGAAAUUGCAAAAUUGCAUAGACACAGAAAGGAAUUUGUUCUUAGUUUGUCCAUGCAAUAUUACAGCUCGCUGUACAGUCAACAGCAAACGUUGCUAAGCAUAUGGAAUUUUCAAUAAUUGCUCUCUUAACUUUGUGUGCGAAAACUGCUUAGCUAUUUAUGCUGCGAACUGUGCACUUAUGUGAUAGAUUUGAUGUUUUAUUUAAUGCUUGCAUUUAUUUUUCAUACUUAUAGCUUGCGGGCAAGUUAACUCACGACUCAUAAGUUUGCAAGACGCAAAUUGACUAAUGGAGUGAGGUUUUUGUAUUAUUUAAUAGUGUACUAAAAUUAUGAUAUUUUAAAAUAAUGAAACAAUAUUUUGCGCUCACCUUAAAAAUAUACAGUAAAUUACUUGAUUUCAAAUAAUUCUUAUAAUACGCAUUACACUAAACGAUUUUUCGCUCAUAGGGUUUUCCGUCCGGAUCUAACUUCUGUAGUAUGGAUGAAUUUCCGUACAAUUUGGAUCCAAAUUGAAAAUAUGUAUAUGAGAACUUGUGGGGGCACCUUCGUGCAUUUUAAGAAUAUUUUUACUCUAUCCAACCACAUUAAUUUGAUAGAAUCUUUUCUAUCGUAUUUAUGAAGGAACGGACCAUAGCACUUUGUUGAAUUAGGUACUUAUAUCCAUGUUACUAUAAGAACAAAUUAAAUUAUUUUCUAUGAAAAUAUUUUAAUUUGUGUUUUUUCAACACUGGAGGCUUUGGUAAUUUUUUCCUUCGUAUAUGACAUUUAUUUCAGUAUAUCCAUGUUAUUUUUUAAUUAAACAAAAAAAAUGGCGUUUUGUAAAAAAAGUUGAUUUUGUACGUAUUUCUUUAGUCUCUAAAGAAUUUUUGAUUCAUUGUUAACAAUCAUCUUAAAAAUCCAUUCCACGAGGUCGAGACAUAUCUUUUAAAUUAUACUCGCUUAACAUUAUGUAAUUUGUAAAUUCGCUUUGUAAUGUUUAAUUUAUAAAGCACUAUUUUUUAAAAUAAAUAAAAUACUAAAA
Cydia strobilella is the source of this 1907-nucleotide messenger RNA. It is a transcript of the gene TBCB, whose product is annotated as tubulin-folding cofactor B-like. The coding region runs from base 63 to 806 and encodes 247 amino acids. Lineage: Eukaryota; Metazoa; Arthropoda; Insecta; Lepidoptera; Tortricidae. Gene Ontology annotation, molecular function: alpha-tubulin binding; microtubule plus-end binding. Gene Ontology annotation, biological process: cytoplasmic microtubule organization; post-chaperonin tubulin folding pathway; tubulin complex assembly. Gene Ontology annotation, cellular component: microtubule plus-end; cytoplasm; nucleus. The transcript is spliced from 5 exons. The record is from RefSeq and is a predicted model, not a curated record.